GGUGAGAGAAGGAAACACACGCUACUGAAAGACGCACGAGUUCUGUAGUUUUUCACGUGUGGUAGUAGUGGUGGUGGUGGUGAUGAUGGUGUUGGUGUGCGCCAUGGUGUCGAGGUGUAUCGGGGGCUGCGUGCCGUUCUUCGUGCUUGGCGUGAUUUUUGACGUGAUCGGCUUGACUGUGCUGCUCGUCGGUGCGCUCGCCAACCUGCGCCUGAACGGCCGCUUUUACGGCGACUUUCUCAUCUACACGGGCUCCAUCGUGGUGUUCCUGAGCCUCGUGUGGUGGGUGCUGUGGUACACUGGGACCGUCAUGAUCUCCUCGGACGAGCAGGAGAAAAACACGCUGGACAGCUUGGCGCUGUGGGCGCGCAGAAUGUCCUCAAGUCUUUCGCACAGAUCCAUGGAGGUGAGAGAGAAGAACAAGGGCGUCGAUGCUCAAGAGCUGAUGAACGAGUCCGUGCCUGUGCACAUUAACAUUCCCACCAGAACAGUGCGGCAGAUCUCGGGGAUGGAAGGCAAUGAAAACGCAGCUUUCCAAAGAAGUGUUGAGCUGCCAACACCAAGUGACAAAACAGUGGAGAUGGAUGGUCUGAGGAGCGCACGAAUAGAGAUUCUUCUCUGAUCAACUUCAUCUAAAACAUUCUGGAGUUUCUUCCCUGGUUCCCUUCGUGCUUCUCAGGUGGCGCUUCAUAGCCUUGUCCUGUAGGUUCUUCUCAUUCAGAUGGAAUCAGAAGUUUGGAUCCAGGUGGCUGACCUGCUUCGGCCUUUUCUAUAUGGCAUCACAUAAGAGUGGCUUCUGUUUACCUGGCACUUUUAUAGUUGUGUACCUCAGGAUGAUUUCUAGAUCUUAUCUGGAAUUGAACUAGAGUGUGUUGAAGUUUUAAACUAGAACAUUUUCUAGGUGCAUCUUGUUUAUGUCCGUGAUAUCGUAUUUGUUUCAUGGAAAGUUAUAAAUGCACGGACACAGCUGAAUAUGCAACUAAAGUUAAACCUUUAACUUAUGAUGAAUUUAAGACAGGAUUUACGACACUUCCUUAACAAUGUUUUGGAUUGGAUUACACUAAGGACACUAAUCUAGAUCUUUCCUUGUUGCUUGGGUGGAAUCUUCAAGCAUACACAUUUUGUACCUUUUAGUAUAUAUCGAUAUGUAUUUUUACCUAGAAGUGUGCAAAUAGCGUACCUUUUAAAGCUUUGCUCUAAUGGUCCAAUUAUGUACCUUAAAUCUUUAAAUACAGUGAAAGAUGCACAAAAAAGAUGGAUCCUUGAGGGUUCCAGUCUGGUAAAAAGCAGCAGUAGAGUUUAGCACUAUUUUUUUUUCAGAUAGUGUAAUAUUUAUUUUUCUGUGUCUUAUUAACUAAUAAGUUAUGAAGUACUUUGUACUCAAAACAGUUUCAUUUCUUUCAAGUGUAAUAAAUGGAAUGUAAAUUUAUGGAUAAGGGGGAAAAACAAUAGCGUUGGGUGAGGCUUGUGCUGUAACAGUUUGAUUUUCCACCAGUCUACAUGUCUUUCAGAUCGAGUAAUAAGUUAACUUUUAAUGAGAGUUAAUGAGAGGUGAAAUUGUUGUUUACUGUGGCAAUGUAGCUCAGUGUGACUCAGCAAAACUUCUUCAGUUCCAGCUUCUGUUAAUUGAAUUUGCAGGUGUCUUUGAAAACUCAAUACUGGUUUUCACAGAAUCAACUGCUUUUAUUCAGGGAACUUAGUUUUAAUAUUGCACACUGCUGCACUGAUUCUUUUUAUAUGUGCUUUUAAACAGUACA
Neoarius graeffei (lesser salmon catfish) is the source of this 1757-nucleotide messenger RNA. RefSeq names its product transmembrane protein 238-like. The record is from RefSeq and is a predicted model, not a curated record. The transcript has a single exon. Bases 83 to 622 code for a protein of 179 amino acids. Lineage: Eukaryota; Metazoa; Chordata; Actinopteri; Siluriformes; Ariidae.